Medioppia subpectinata is the source of this 1005-nucleotide messenger RNA. Lineage: Eukaryota; Metazoa; Arthropoda; Arachnida; Sarcoptiformes; Oppiidae. The record is from the annotation of a GenBank genome assembly.
GAUAGGAUCGAUGCCGUUCAACGUCUGGACCAACAAAUAGCUCAAUUGCUGCCUGAAAUAGCGCCCGAUGUUAUAGUAUUUGAUCAGUUUAUGUCAUUGCCAUCAGUGAUGCGUUCGGGUAUACCCUAUGUAUGGGUCUGUUGUAAUGGACCUCUAUAUUUGGUAGCUGAUGAUAAGGCACCUCCAGCCAGUUCAGGUUUGUCCGCUUUUGGGAAUAAGAAGUUAUGGAAAGAGUUUUAUGAAGUAAAGAGAAAUACAACACUCGAGCCGUGGAAACAAUACAACGCUUAUGUCGUCUCUAAAGACUGUCAACCAUUGCCUAAAAAUAGUUUCAUUCAAACCACUGAUUGUCUCAUUUUAUACGCCUUUCCGUUAGAAUUAGAUUAUCUCGAUAUCAGACCAUUGCCUAAGAAUUAUAUACGAUUUGAUAACUUUAUGCGUAAAGAUAUUCAGUUGAAGUUUGAAAUACCCCUGCAGUUAAGGGAUAGACCGGGAAAAUUUGUGUACUUUUCAUUGGGAUCUAUGGGUGCGGCAGAUGUGGACAAUAUGAAGAGAUUACUGAAUAUUUUGUUCAAAUCUAAGCACAGGUUUAUUGUAUCGAAAGGACCGCUUCAUAACGAGUUUCAAUUGGCAGACAAUAUGUGGGGCGAGGGGUCUGUCCCUCAGAUCCAAGUCUUACCGUUAGUUGAUUUGGUUAUAACCCACGGAGGGGUCAAUACAGUGACGGAAACAUUAUAUUUUGGUAAACCUAUGAUUGUUUUGCCACUAUUUGGUGAUCAAUACGAUAACGCGCAGAGAGUGGAGGACAAGGGGUUUGGUAUACGACUCGAUGCCUACAAGUGCUCAGAAGAAGAGUUAUUGAAUGCAAUCGAAAAACUACUGAACGAUACGGAAAUUCAUGAAAAGUUGCGGAAAAUAUCGCAAAGAAUACAAUCGGAUAAUAGUAUCGCAAAACUUCCCAAAAUUUUUGAAGAUUAUGUGAUUAAUCGUCAGAAAUAUAUUUAA